AUGCUUACUGGUCGGUAUGCUAACGAGUACCUACUAAAGAAGAGGCACCUACAGGCAUUGUUUGACAUACCACGCGUGAGAAAGGAGACAGCAGCUACGCUUCACAGCUUGGUCGACGAUUUCGAGCGCCAUACGAAAAUCCUGCAUCAACUGGGGGAGCCAACCGAUAGCUGGAGUGCGAUUCUGGAGCAUCUACUGUGUACGCGAUUGCACGACGACUCUCUUAGGGCCUGGGAGGAUCAUGCGUCCACCAUCGAGAACCCGAACUACGCCUGUAUCAUCGAGUUUCUGCAACGACGAAUCCGUGUGCUGGAAUCAAUAUCGGUCAACUACCACCCAUCAAGCUCAAACAUCGUUGCACCACCGCAGCACGUAAAACGCUUCACCAGCCACCAGCGCCUUUCAUCUUUUUCGUCAACCGCAGCCACGAAUUGGAACUGCCCGGCAUGUCAUCAGCAACACUUUUUGCUAAAGUGCUCGAAAUUCCAUCGUAUGCCUGUCAACGAGCGCCUAAAAAUAGUCACCACCAAAGGCUUCUGCAUCAACUGCUUGCUCCCAAACCAGGCAGGACACAAUUGCUCUACCCACAAUUGUCGACACUGUGGUCGAAGACAUCAUUCGCUUUUACACAUUCACCGCUCUGAUGAAGGAAGGAGAAACAACAGUGAGCACCAGCCGAACAGCUCGACGCCUGUGGUAGUCCAAUCCAAUUCAUCCUCCCCACGAGCCAGUCCGGCUCAGCAAACAUCCGCAGCAACUGCUGCAGUCGUCUCACACAUCGAAAGUAGCACACCCAUCAGCCAGCCGAACGAAACCGUUUUCCUUAUGACAGCAAUCGUAAAUGUGGUUGACGCCUUCGGAAAACCUCACCCAGCUCGUGCGCUUCUGGACAGCGCGUCGCAGCCGAACUUAAUUACCGAACGCAUGGCACAGCUGCUACGCGUAAAACGACAUAGGGUAAACGUGACAAUUAUGGGCGCAGGUCAACUUUCGAAACCAGUUCGCGAAUCAAUUUUUACCCAAGUUAAAUCUCGCUCUAGCAGCUUCUGCUGUGAUGCCAACUUUCUUGUGAUGCACAAAGUAACCGCUAAUCUCCCUGCACAGGACGUAUCCCAAUUAGGCUGGAAACUUCCGAGGGAAAUCUCGCUUGCUGACCCCUCUUUUCAUCGAAGUCAACCGAUCGAUCUCGUCUUAGGUGCUAGGCAUUUUCACGACUUCUUCCCCACAGCAGCUCGUCUAGGAGUAAUAUGA
Uranotaenia lowii is the source of this 1251-nucleotide messenger RNA. RefSeq lists its product as uncharacterized. The record is from RefSeq and is a predicted model, not a curated record. Bases 1 to 1251 code for a protein of 416 amino acids. Lineage: Eukaryota; Metazoa; Arthropoda; Insecta; Diptera; Culicidae. The transcript has a single exon.